CUUGUUUCCUGUGCAACUUCCUUCAAAGACACAACAGCCAUUGGUUUCAAAUAUUAACCAUCGUGUCAUUAAUUCCUGUGUAAUAUUCAUUUCCAGUUUGGAUUUCUCCAGCUUUGAUCCCCCAUCAUGAUGCGUUACUGGGGCGAGAUCCCCGGGCCAGCGGGGGCUCCUCCCAGCCGCAGCUCCUUCGACCUGCUCCAGCGUGAGUUCCGCUCAGUGGAGAUGCAGGACCCCCCCAUGCACCAGCCCUCGGCCCAGCGCCCCCGCCCCACCACGAUGCUGGACAUCCCCUCAGAGCCCUGCAGCCUCACCAUCCACACCGUGCAGCUGUGUCAGCACACCCGCCGCCUCCGGGGCCUCCUGUCUGCAGCCCAGGCCCAGGGUCAGGGCUCAGCGACCUCUGAGGGCGGCAGCAAGCUGGAGGAGGCUGACACCAACCUGCCGCUGCGGCCUCCCACCCCCCCCAACAUGCCCGAUGACCUGCUACCUGCAGACAGCAAAGCCCCGCGGCAGCCCUUCCUGCUCCGACACAGUGACCCUGAGAGUGACUUCUACAAGGGUAAAGGAGAGCCGGUCACAGAGCUCAGCUGGCCCUCCUGCAGGCCGCUGCUCUAUCAGUCCGUGGCCACCAUCUUGGCCCACGCCGGCUUCGAGUCGGCUCAGGAGAGCGUGCUGGAGACCUUCACCGACCUGGUCCACGAGCAUUACCUGCGCCUCUCCAGGAAGCUGCGUGUGGCGGUGGACCGCGAGGCCCGGCUGGGGGCCAGUCCCUUCCCCGACGUGGUGGAGCAGGUGUUCCACGAGGUGGGCAUCGGCAGCGUGCUUGCCCUGCAGCGCUUCUGGCAAGUGAGGAUCAAAGACUACCACAGCUACAUGCUGCAGGUGAGUAAAGAUCUGUCGGAGGAGUAUGAACGCCUGGUGAACCCGGAGAAGGCCCUGGAGGACUCCAAGCCCCAUAUCAAGGAGGAGCCAAUGAGUGACAUCUCCUUCCCUGUGAGCGAGGAGCCCGAGGCAGAUUUAGCUUCCGGGGACCAGGCACUGCCCAUAGGGGUCCUGGGGGCCCACAGUGAGAGGCUGGCUUCAGGCCUGGAUGGUGACCACUCUCCUCACGCCUCAGGUGGGGGCGGGGCACACAACUCCCCGCUGUGGCCACAGGUCAAGAUGGAGCCGCAGGAUGCCGAGGAGGGCCAGGGGGCUGGACACCACCACCACCACCACGCUGUCCUGGGGGGGGAUGUGUUCGAGGAGGGGGGGCCCAUGUCCUCCAUGAGCGAGACGGGAGGAGCCAUGGCGCCCACUCCUGGAGGCACGGCGUCGGACACUAGCUACCCUUCACAUUCCCCCGACUCCUUGAUGAGCACUUCGCCCGUUUUCAACCAGAGACCCAAGAAACGGGCCAAGAAGAUGUGAACUCUGAGCUCCCCACCAAGUCUCCCACGCAAAUCUUUGUUUUUUGGACUCCACGUCAUGGCCGCUACAUGACUUGACUGAGACAUUAAUGUCAUGAACAAACUGAGCUGAUUUAGUUUUUUACGUUCGUCUGUAUUGUGGUAUGUAUUGGGCCAUUUUGAGUAAAUCAAAUGUAUAGUUAUAGUUAUUAAUAGUUUUUGCCAAAUGACUUCAAUAUCUAUUUUGUGAUAAUAUUGUAGGGUUAAUUAUUGGUACUAAAUAUUUGAUAUUUUUGAUAAAUAAUCAUCAGUAAUGUCAAUAUGUUGAUAUGAUAUUAAAGAGGCCCUAUUAUCCUUUUUGGGGUUCCCCCCCGGCCUGAAACGCCUA
Molecule: messenger RNA, 1776 nt
Organism: Trematomus bernacchii (emerald rockcod)
Lineage: Eukaryota; Metazoa; Chordata; Actinopteri; Perciformes; Nototheniidae
Gene: supt7l
Product: SPT7 like, STAGA complex subunit gamma
Exons: 5
Coding region: 127-1410 (427 amino acids)
Cellular component (GO): SAGA complex
Molecular function (GO): transcription coactivator activity; protein heterodimerization activity
Source: RefSeq, a predicted model, not a curated record